GAGCUGAGACACUGCUUGGCUCUGCACUGCCGUGUGACUAGAAAUUGUAAUCGCGGGGAAAGAGAGAGAAACAGACAGAGCCUGGCUGAGGGAGACCAAGACAGACGGACAGACAGACAGACAGACAAUCUGACCCAGACGGGCUCCCCGACCUACAUAAAGCGGGUGAUGGGGACCGAGCGAGAGUGAGGAGGAGAUGGAGGCGAAGGAGAGGGGGGCCUGGUGGUCCCAAGGGCAGGGAGAGAGUGAGGGGGGGGCCUGAGGAGGGGGUUGGGGCCUGAGGAGGUGGACAGGGACCAGAGGCAGAGGGGCUGGGAGAGAGCAGGGGGCUGGGGUCAGUGGGUGAAGAGGAGAGGCUGGCGGUGUGGGGAGAGUAGAGGUGGGGGUGGGGGUGGGGGUAGGAGACAGACAGGAGGAGGCGAGCAGGGAGGGGAGGAGGAGACGGUUGCUGCAGUGGCCUCGACAGCCCCCAGGGGGGUGGGAAGGGUGACAGGCGAGGGGGGGGGCGCGGGGAGACCCAGGAAGCCCCUGCGCCCCCCCCAGCACAACCUCGACAGGAAGCCCUGGAGAGCUGGGCAAGCAGAGCCCCAGGCGGCUGGAGGCAUGUGGAGGGGGGGCCUGGGGCACAGGGAGAGGCCCAGCGGAAGCCGAGCCACUGGGCCCCCCAGCGCCCACGCGGAGCAUGAACAUUGAGGAUGGCGCGCGCCCGCGGCUCCCUGUGCCCCCCACUGCCGCCUGGUAGGAUGUCCUGGCCCCAUGGGGCCCUGCUCUUCCUCUGGCUCUUCUCCCCACCCCUGGGGGCCGGCGGGGGCGGCGUGGCCAUGACAUCUGCCGCUGGAGGGGGCUCCCCGCCAGCCACCUCCUGCCCCUCGGCCUGCUCCUGCAGCAACCAGGCCAGCCGGGUGAUCUGCACAAGGAGAGAGCUGGCCGAGGUCCCAGCCAGCAUCCCCGUCAACACGCGGUACCUGAACCUGCAGGAGAACAGCAUCCAGGUGAUCCGGACCGACACCUUCAAGCACCUGCGGCACCUGGAGAUUCUGCAGCUGAGCAAGAACCUGGUGCGCAAGAUCGAGGUGGGCGCCUUCAACGGGCUGCCCAGCCUCAACACGCUCGAGCUGUUCGACAACCGGCUGACGACGGUGCCCACGCAGGCCUUUGAGUACCUCUCCAAGCUGCGCGAGCUCUGGCUGCGCAACAACCCCAUCGAGAGCAUCCCCUCCUACGCCUUCAACCGCGUGCCCUCGCUGCGGCGCCUCGACCUGGGCGAGCUCAAGCGGCUGGAAUACAUCUCGGAGGCGGCCUUCGAGGGCCUGGUGAACCUGCGCUACCUCAACCUGGGCAUGUGCAACCUCAAGGACAUCCCCAACCUGACGGCCCUGGUGCGCCUAGAGGAGCUGGAGCUGUCGGGCAACCGGCUGGACCUGAUCCGCCCGGGUUCCUUCCAGGGCCUUACCAGCCUGCGUAAGCUGUGGCUGAUGCACGCCCAGGUGGCCACCAUCGAGCGCAACGCCUUCGACGACCUCAAGUCGCUGGAGGAGCUCAACCUGUCCCACAACAACCUGAUGUCGCUGCCCCACGACCUCUUCACGCCCCUGCACAGGCUCGAGCGCGUCCACCUCAACCACAACCCCUGGCACUGCAACUGCGACGUGCUCUGGCUGAGCUGGUGGCUCAAGGAGACGGUGCCCAGCAACACGACGUGCUGCGCGCGCUGCCACGCGCCUGCUGGCCUCAAGGGGCGCUACAUCGGCGAGCUGGACCAGUCUCACUUCACUUGCUACGCGCCGGUCAUCGUGGAGCCUCCCACGGACCUCAACGUCACCGAGGGCAUGGCUGCCGAGCUCAAGUGCCGCACGGGCACCUCCAUGACCUCCGUAAACUGGCUGACGCCCAACGGCACCCUCAUGACCCACGGCUCCUACCGCGUGCGCAUCUCCGUCCUGCACGACGGCACGCUCAACUUCACCAACGUCACCGUGCAGGACACGGGCCAGUACACCUGCAUGGUGACGAACUCGGCCGGCAACACCACCGCCUCGGCCACGCUCAACGUCUCGGCGGUGGACCCCGUGGCGGCCGGCGGCGCCGGUGGAGGCGGGGGCGGCCCCGGGGGCGGAGGGGGCGGCGGAGGGGGCAGUGGCGGCUACACCUACUUCACCACGGUGACGGUGGAGACCCUGGAGACGCAGCCCGGAGAGGAGGCCCUGCAGCCGCGGGGGACGGAGAAGGAGCCGCCGGGGCCCACGACAGAUGGCGUCUGGGGCGGGCGCCGGCCCGGGGAGGCGGCCGGCCCGGCCUCGUCGUCCACCACGGCGCCCGCCCCGCGCUCCUCGCGGCCCACAGAGAAGGCGUUCACGGUGCCCAUCACGGACGUGACGGAGAACGCCCUCAAGGACCUGGACGACGUCAUGAAGACCACCAAGAUCAUCAUCGGCUGCUUCGUGGCCAUCACGUUCAUGGCCGCUGUGAUGCUCGUGGCCUUCUACAAGCUGCGCAAGCAGCACCAGCUCCACAAGCACCACGGGCCCACGCGCACGGUGGAGAUUAUCAACGUGGAGGACGAGCUGCCCGCCGCCUCUGCGGUGUCUGUGGCCGCCGCCGCUGCCGUGGCCGGCGGGGGCGGCGGGGGCGGGGACAGCCACCUGGCCCUGCCUGCCCUGGAGCGCGACCACCUCAACCACCACCACUACGUGGCGGCCGCCUUCAAGGCGCACUACAGCAGCAACCCCAGCGGCGGGGGCUGCGGGGGCAAGGGCCCGCCGGGCCUCAACUCCAUCCACGAACCUCUGCUCUUCAAGAGCGGCUCCAAGGAGAACGUGCAAGAGACGCAGAUCUGAAGCCCCGGGGGCAGGGUGGGGGGAACCACGGGGCUGGGGCCGGACUGGGACCCACCCCACAGCCC
Messenger RNA from Camelus dromedarius (Arabian camel), 2902 nucleotides. It is a transcript of the gene LRRC4B, whose product is annotated as leucine rich repeat containing 4B. Gene Ontology annotation, molecular function: signaling receptor binding. Gene Ontology annotation, biological process: regulation of postsynaptic density assembly; synaptic membrane adhesion; regulation of presynapse assembly. The record is from RefSeq and is a predicted model, not a curated record. Gene Ontology annotation, cellular component: postsynaptic density membrane; glutamatergic synapse; plasma membrane. Lineage: Eukaryota; Metazoa; Chordata; Mammalia; Artiodactyla; Camelidae. Bases 696 to 2837 code for a protein of 713 amino acids. The transcript has 3 exons.